Molecule: messenger RNA, 1455 nt
Organism: Ilyonectria robusta
Lineage: Eukaryota; Fungi; Ascomycota; Sordariomycetes; Hypocreales; Nectriaceae
Product: S-adenosyl-L-methionine-dependent methyltransferase
Exons: 1
Coding region: 91-1206 (371 amino acids)
Biological process (GO): protein methylation
Cellular component (GO): mitochondrion
Molecular function (GO): protein methyltransferase activity; nucleic acid binding
Source: RefSeq, a predicted model, not a curated record
CAGCACUCCCUCAAUUAACCAAAAUGCGCAGUGAUUAUUCAUUCUUUCAAUCUUUACAUUAUUAUCCUCGAACCAUGCUAGUUGCGGUCAAUGCCGCGCCUUCCACCAUCUUUAUUUCGGCAUGCUAAGCGGCAAUCGCCCCACCUUGCAACACUUCUUCCUGCUUGUCAUGACCUCGAAUCCGCACGCAAUGAGCUGCGAUGGAUAAAGGACCAUGUUGAUGAGACCUGCAAACACUAUAAACCUAGGCGCGUGGAAGAACUGUGUCGGCAAAGGGGAAAGGGUGUCCCUUUGCAGUAUGUGCUAGGCUCGCAGCCAUUUGGCGCACUAGACCUCAAGUGUAAACCUGGUGUCCUCAUCCCCCGGCCAGAAACUGAAGCAUACACAUUUCACCUAAUAGACCUCAUCAAGUCGGGCAGGUUACUGGGUUCCCGGGUUGAUCAUAAUAAGCAUGGGCUUAAUUUGAUCGACUUCUGCACGGGGACGGGUUGUAUCCCACUCCUCUUGUUUUCGGCCUUGCAACGGUUGGUCAAAGACUUGCAUGUUCAUGGUGUCGACAUUUCCCCCUGCGCAAUUCAGCUUGCGGAGGAGAACAUUGCUCGCAACCUUGAACUGGGAAAUAUCUCCGAGCCAGGUACGGAACAAAGUCUCACUAUUUCCAAGGCGGAUAUUUUUAGUAACGGCGACAUCCAACGUCUCACGGGUUCUCGGUGGGAUCUCCUCAUCUCAAAUCCUCCUUACAUCUCACGGGAUGUCUGGAACCAUGGCCGGGGACAGCUUGGAUACUCAGUCCGCAAGUACGAGCCACGACUAGCUCUUAUUCCCGACAACCAUCUCCCUCGCCCUAUCGGAUGCAGCCCCGAGGAUGUAUUUUACUCUCGACUUUUGGAUAUUUCUUCACUCCUACGCCCAAAGGCCAUCCUCUUUGAGAUUGGGAACGAGAGUCAAGCCCGCCGCGUCUUGCAACUCUACUUCAAACACGGUGUUGCCAAUACUUCACGAGUUGAGGUCUGGCGCGAUUGGCCUGAUUUAGAGGCUAGCGCGAAUGAAAACUCUUCUGUAGAAGUGGCGACACCGAAUGGUCAGAGCAAAACUGUUCCGGUCAGAGGAAGUGGACUGAUACGAUCACUCCUCAUUCAGUGCUCAGAUGAGAGCGACCAGGACGAUGGGAGCAUUUCUCAACUACAUUCUUCAUGUAACCCAUAAACAUGUAGUAUACUCAAUACCCAUUGAUAUUGUAGCGAUCUUGUUUGUGUCAUGAGGUUUUGAAUUCAUCAUAGAGAUGUGUCCGAGAUCGCCACUUGCGAGUCAAGUCUCUCGGCACCAAUCGGAUUGACAAAUCUGGAAACCUUCCUCCUCAACGGAGAUGGCUGCCGACCCCAAAAAAGAAGCACGCAUGAAGAUAGAUGCAAAAUGAAACAGGACUCGAUGAACGUAAUAAUGGAGAUAUUCAAC